AUGCAACUUUCUUCUUCUGUACGUGACCGCUCUUUUUAUGCCAAUUUUUAUUGUCGUCACCCGUCAGAAAUAGAAAUAAUCGAUAAAUUUCCACCAAUAAUACCAUCAUCGUCAUCAGCAUCAUCUCCAUCUUAUGCUUUAAGAAUAUCAUCUGAAAUACCAACAGCAACAACACCAUUAUCAGAUGUCUGUUUAAGUGCUGCUUCAGGUUUUUUUUCAUCAUCCGAAUGCUCAUCAUCUGAAUCAACAGGUUCCUAUACGAAACGUAGGCGAACAACAGCACCUGUUAUACAAGAACGUUUAAAUACGUAUGAGUCAGCUCGUAUUCGUCCAAGCUUACCAUUGUCAUCUGUAACAUUAUCCAAACAAAAAAUUCAAUCUAUUUCUGCUGUAUCUACUCCAUCUCUAGUCAAUUCAAUCGCUCCUCAACAAAUACCGGCUGAACAAACAACAUCAUUUCUAACGAAUACAACCAAUUUAAUUGAUAAUGAUGCGUCAAAACCAUUGAUAACAAAUGAAGCCAAUUCAUCAUCAUUAAAUACAAGCAUAAAUGAAAAAUUAAUACCAUUAGGUUCAUGUAAAAAAAUUUUAUCGAAAUCAACAAGUCAACUUUGUGAUCGACUAUUAAACGAUGUCAAAGAAGAACAAGUAUCUGCAUCAUCAAAAAGUAUUCUUGAUGUUAUACAAGAUGAAUUAUCUGAAAUUCGUCGAGCAGAUCAUGAUUUAAAGAGCAUGUUUCUAUCAAUUUAUAGUAAAAUUCAAACAAUUCAACAAUUAAAAUCAACACCAGUUCAUCAACCUAAAGUUCAACGAUAUCACUAUCAUCAUAAUGAACGACCUGCACGUUUAAUGACGCACUGCUGCUUUUCGAGUAAUAGCGAUAUUCGUCGAAUAAGUUGUACUCAUCAUCAUAAUCGAAAAUAUGCACUUCAUACAGUUGCAGCAUUGCGUAAUCAAAUGAACAAUUCGAGAUUAUCAUCAACAGCAGAUAAUGACAGCUAUGUAGAUACAGAUUCUUUGUCUUCCGCAUCGGACAGUGGUGCAUGUAGUUCACCAGUUGAUAAUGGACCAUGUGGUGAUGACUAA
Molecule: messenger RNA, 1086 nt
Organism: Rotaria socialis
Lineage: Eukaryota; Metazoa; Rotifera; Eurotatoria; Philodinida; Philodinidae
Source: the annotation of a GenBank genome assembly